Messenger RNA from Hydra vulgaris (swiftwater hydra), 4111 nucleotides. RefSeq lists its product as uncharacterized. Gene Ontology annotation, molecular function: K63-linked polyubiquitin modification-dependent protein binding; cysteine-type deubiquitinase activity. Lineage: Eukaryota; Metazoa; Cnidaria; Hydrozoa; Anthoathecata; Hydridae. Gene Ontology annotation, biological process: protein deubiquitination involved in ubiquitin-dependent protein catabolic process. The record is from RefSeq and is a predicted model, not a curated record. Gene Ontology annotation, cellular component: nucleus; cytoplasm.
AUGCCAGUGAAAGUUCUUCCAAUAAAUCAUGAAGCCGUAAAGUUGUUCAGAAAAAAAGCUAUUGUAAAUCAUAAUAAACCUCUUGGUAAUACUGCCCAAAGACAAAUUCAAUCUGAAAAAGUACUUUCACAUUCACUUUUUGAUAUCUCACAUAAUAAAAAUGAUGCUCUUUUUGAAUUUAUGAAAAAAGGUAUAGAAACGAGUUGCAACUAUUACAGUAAAAAUGAAUCAUUAUCUUUAAAAGAAAUUCAAAAUACUGAAAAUGUUUUCGAUGAAUGUCAAAUGUGUUUAAUGAAAAAUAAUAAAAAAGCAAGGGAUUUGUGGAAUGAAGUGUCAGAUGCAAUGAAACCGCAAGCAAAUGAUUUAGUUGGUCAUACUCUUUUAUAUGGUGGAUUAUGGAGAAGAAUUACUCCUGUUGUCUUAAUACCUUGUAUACUACCAUUAACAUCAUUGUCCCUCUCGUUACUUUAUCUUGAUAAUAAAGAUUUACUUCCACAAAGCAUUAUUGACCGUAUUGGAGCGUUAGUUGUUUGUUGGACAGCCGAACAGAAAGCUAUUCGUUGUCUAAAGCUACUUCAAAAUAAAUCAUCAUCCUUUGUUCUUUCUCGUGAACUGAGAAACUUAGGUCAUGAAAAUUGGAUUCCCUCGUCGAAUCCUGAAUGGCUUCUUCUUGAACUAGAAGGAAAUUUUCUAAUUCGUCCUAUUCAGAUUGAUAUCGCUCGAAGUAUGCUGAACGCAAAUGAAAAUUUUGUUCAACAGCUAAAUAUGGGAGAAGGAAAAACCAGUGUAAUUGUUCCUUUACUUGCAGUUUCUUUAGCUACAUCUGAGCAGCUUGUUCGAAUAACUAUUUUACGUUCACUUUUAAACACAAAUUACGAAGCACUUGUAGACAAACUUGGCGGGCUAUUAAAUAAGCGGGUUUAUGUUGUUCCCUGUCGCAGAGAUAUAAUAAUAAAUCCUUUAAAAUUUUUAUCUAUUCACCAAGAAUGUCUUAAACAACGUGGGUUAAUACUUACAACUCCUGAAUACCGAUUGUCUCUUGACUUAAAAACAUUGGAGCAUUGUCGUAAAAACUCAGAUGAUGCCGAACAACUUUAUGAGUUGCGUUGUUGGCUUCGGAAGUACGCUCGAGAUGUGUUGGACGAAACUGAUGAAAUAUUAAACGUUAAAUACCAAGUUGUAUAUACACUUGGCGAACAGCUACUUGUUGAUGGAGGUGAACUUAGGUGGAUAGUUCCUCAAGCAAUUUUGAGGUUGGUUAACAAAUUUGCAAAAGAUUUACUGGAGACAUUUGGAAACGAUUGUAUUGAAUACUAUGACCGCAAAACAUGUUGUGCUGACUCAUUUUCUCAUAUUAGAUUUCUUAGUACUAAUGCAACGAUGUAUAAACACUUGUGUAGUUUAAUUGCUGAUUCAAUUCUUAAUAACGAAAUUCCAGAGGUCUCAGUAGCAGCAAAAUUAGAGCAAAAAGAUAAAGUUGUUGCUCGAAUAUUUAUUACUUCUAAUGACGUAAGCUUUCCAGAUGUAAACAAACGUUUAUCUGAACUUUUUGUUAUGAAUUCAAUUUUAAAGGAAGAGUUAUUGAUUUUAAGAGGAAUACUGUGUUUUGAGGUUUUGCAUAUGGCACUUCAAAAACGCUGGAGAGUUAACUUUGGUGUUAAUCUUAUGAACCCCGUUUCAAAAAUGGCUGUGCCGUUUCGAGCUAAAGACGUUGCUGCAGAACGAACUGAGUUUGGGCACCCUGAUAUGGCUAUAGUUUUAACACAGAUUAGUUAUUAUAUGAGUGGUCUUGAUGACGAUCAGUUAGAUGAAGUAUUUAAAUACUUAGAAAAAUGUACGUACAAAGAUGUUGAGUAUGAAAGAUGGAUUGAAGCAAUUGGAAUUGGUAAUGUACCAAAAGAUCUACAUGUUUUAAAUGGAGCAAACCUUGACAACGUUGAACAAAAAGAAAAAUUAUAUUCAUUACUUCGCAACAGCAUGAAUGUUGUAAACUUUUGGUUGAAUAGAUUUGUUUAUCCGCGAGAAGCCAAACAAUUUCCUUACAGAAUAUCAACGUCAGCCUGGGAUCUUUGUUUAUCAAAAAAUACUUUUGGAAAUGGAACUGAAAAAUGCACUACUGGAUUCAGUGGUACAAACGAGUCUGAGUUACUUUUACCACUGACUAUUAAAAGCAAUGAUUUACCACAAACACAAGGUACUAACGCAAUGGUGCUAAGCUACUUACUUCAAUCUGAAAACAACACUUACUAUCAUUAUAGCUCUAGAAAAAAAACUUUAGAUGAUUGCAUUUUAAAUAAAAUGGUAGAAACUGGUGCACGUGUGUUGAUUGAUGUUGGUGCUCUGAUGUUACAAAUGGACAAUAAAAAUGUUUCUUUGAAAUUGCUUAAAAAGUAUUCUACUAAUUUUUCAGUUUCAGCAGCGGUUUAUUUUGAUAAAGACGAUAGGUUGAUGGUGAUUGAUAGAAAAGAUUGUGUUUGUCCAUUUUCUAUUUCUCCCUAUUCGCAUCGACUUGAUUGUUGUGUUUUCUAUAUUGAUGACAUUCAUACACGAGGAACAGACUUGAGAUUUCCAUUCAAUACUCUUGCAUGUGUUACACUAGGUAAAGGACUUACAAAAGAUCGCCUUAUUCAAGCUUGCAUGCGAAUGCGAUUAUUGGGCAAUGGCCAUCGCGUGUUUUUCUUUGCCGCAAAUGAUGUUCAUUUAUCUAUUAAAAAGCAAAUGAAUUCUAGUACCAAUGCACCAGAAACUGCUGAUGUCCUUCGAUGGACUAUUAAUAACAGUUGUAACACUAUUCGAAAUGGGCUUAUACAGUGGUCUUUACAAGGACUCCGUCGUUCUAUUAAAGAAGCAGCAGAAUCAUUUAUGUAUAACACUAAAAGUAAAGGUAUGAUAAACUUUGAGGACUUUAAAGCACUAGGCACUUGGUGUACAGAAGAUGAAAUAAUUUCUUUACGUGAAUUUUAUGGCGAAUCACGCUUAUUAGAAUCUGUUUCAAAUAUUUUUAUGAAGAAUUUAGAAAAGCGCGUAGAAGUGUUUAAUAAUAAUGACGUAACUAAAUCUUUUGCUGAAAUAAUAUUGUCAAUUGGAACAGAAAUUUCUUCUCGCUGCAAUAAAUAUAUAUCUGGGUAUAAAUGCUUUGCUAACAACUCUGACGAGGAGCAAGAAAGAGAACUUGAAGUAGAGCUUGAGGAAGAACGUCAAGUUGAACGACCUGGAGUUCAGUCUCCCCAUAUUCCAAAAUUGUCACAAGAAGUUAAAGAUAUGGUUGAAAAAGGUUUUUUAUAUCAUGAUAAUCGUGAAAUAUUAAACAUUGAUAAAAUAUUCAAGAAUACAAAUCGACUUUCAAUGUUGUUUCCAAAAGGUUGUUGGAAUCCUGGUUUAAUGGUUAGUAAAGAAUUUACUAUGGUUAUCGAAGAUAACAACGAAGGAGAUGAUUUUCUUUUUGAGAUUUCUUGGUUAAUUGUUGUUCCUCCUAAGAAAAGUUCAGAUUUUACUCGCUGUAUUCUGAUAAGUUCCUUUGAAGUUAACGAGUUGACAACUUUUCGUUCAACACAAAACUGUCUUGUAAAUUUAUUUAUGUUUGCGCCUCGUUUGCAUCGCGGUCAAAAUAUCUUUAUUAAUCAAAAUUCUCUUGUUCUUCCAAGCUCUAGAGAGGUUUUUUUAGAUAACAAUUUGAUUUCCCAACUUUCUAUGAUUGGAGGUGGACUAUUUUUUGUAACAGAUGAGGAGCAGGACGCUUAUUGUAAGUUUCUUGGAAUACAAAUUAACUCAUCAGCUGAUACUGAUAUUUUAGACAAGAAAACUAGUAAAAUCAGUUCACGUCAAGGCAAAAAUUUAAAAUGUAAGUUUCAAAAUAUUCCCAAGUUAAAUGAAAAAUGUGUGAAUUUUGCAAUUGAAGUAUUGCGUAAACGUGAUCGGUGUGUACAGCCAGCUACAUCUUCACAUGUUUGUCAGUUAUUAUUUCACGGAACAAGAUCGUGUUUAGAAUUCACAAAAGUUGAAGAUCAAACGAACGUGAAGAUAGCACCAAAAAGAACAUGAAGAUCGCGCCAAGAAACGCAUCAGAGAUAUAAUAAUUAAAAAAAAAAAAUUAUUGCAGUUCCAAUAAAUA